CUCUUAGUUACUCAAAUAUCCACCACACAUUGAAAUCUCCCAAUCCUCUACCGCUUCCCCCUCUUCUUCUAACACCAAGCCUUUUCCCUCUCCUCCGACUCUCCUCACUCCUUCAAGCUCUCACAAGCAGCAGAGCAAAUGGCUUCUGCUUCAGUAACCGCCGUUGUCUCUCUCCCCUCCUCUAAAUCCUCCUCCAUUCCUCCCUCCGCUCGAAUUUCAAUCUCACCGUGCGAAAGAAUCCACUUUCACAGAGCAAGAUUCCACCUUUCUUCUUCCCAGACUACCAGCAGAUUGAUAUCUGUCAGAGCUCAAGUAACCACUGAAGCUCCUGCAACGAUUGAGAAGGUCUCAAAGAAGGAUGAGGAGGGAGUCAUCACCAACAAGUUCAAGCCCAAGACGCCGUACAUUGGCCGUUGUCUCCUCAACACCAGGAUCACCGGCGACGAUGCUCCUGGAGAAACCUGGCACAUGGUCUUCAGCACCGAAGGGGAGAUUCCCUAUAGAGAAGGGCAGUCAGUUGGUGUCAUCGCCGAAGGAGUUGAUAAAAAUGGGAAGCCUCAUAAACUGAGGUUGUAUUCUAUUGCUAGCAGUGCUAUUGGGGAUUUUGGUGAUUCCAAAACAGUUUCUCUUUGUGUAAAGAGGGUAGUUUACACCAAUGAUCAAGGGGAGAUUGUUAAAGGAGUGUGCUCUAAUUUCUUAUGUGAUUUGAAGCCUGGGGAUCCUGUUAAGCUCACAGGGCCGGUUGGGAAAGAGAUGCUGAUGCCUAAGGAUCCCAAUGCUACUGUUAUAAUGCUUGGAACUGGAACUGGAAUUGCUCCUUUCCGUGGAUUCUUGUGGAAAAUGUUCUUUGAGAAGCAUGAGGAUUACAAGUUCAAUGGCCUAGCAUGGCUCUUCUUGGGAGUUCCCACUAGCUCCUCCUUGCUCUACAAAGAGGAGUUUGAGAAAAUGAAAGAGAAGGCUGCUGAUAAUUUCAGACUGGACUUCGCAGUGAGCAGAGAGCAGACUAAUGCCAAGGGAGAGAAGAUGUACAUCCAAACACGCAUGGCUGAAUAUGCAGAGGAACUGUGGAAGCUUCUCAAGAAAGAUAACACCUUUGUUUAUAUGUGUGGAUUGAAAGGCAUGGAGAAGGGUAUUGAUGAUAUCAUGUCCACUUUGGCUGCUAAGGAAGGUAUUGAAUGGAUUGAGUACAAAAAGGAGCUUAAGAGGAACGAGCAGUGGAAUGUUGAGGUGUAUUAGUGCUUUCUUCUUUCAUUUUCUAAUGGAAGUUCGCUUGUGUAAAUAGUUAACUUGUUCUGUGUAUUGUGUUACAUAAUUGUUUUGUUGCAAGGCAGCUUAUUAUUGCUGUUAUUUCUCAAGUUUUUAUAGCAAUAGAGGUGGAAUAAUGUAACGUGGCCAUGAACAGUACCUUGCAACUCAAAACUAAAUUCCAGUAUCCCAUUUUUCUCA
Messenger RNA from Phalaenopsis equestris, 1446 nucleotides. Its product is annotated as ferredoxin--NADP reductase, leaf-type isozyme, chloroplastic-like. The transcript has 8 exons. NCBI's taxonomy places the organism in Eukaryota, Viridiplantae, Streptophyta, Magnoliopsida, Asparagales, Orchidaceae. Bases 139 to 1236 code for a protein of 365 amino acids. The record is from RefSeq and is a predicted model, not a curated record. Gene Ontology annotation, molecular function: oxidoreductase activity.